AUGUCAGAUCUGCACGACAACUCUUUGAACAUAAGUUUUCUAAAAGAAUCUGUAUUGAAAAGACUCUGUGAGUUACUCGAUAAAGCCAACAGUAAAGGAUGGCGUAAACUGGGAGAGAUUGUGAAUGGUGAUAAGCGUUUCAAAGUGAGUGUGAGUGAUAUGGAGAUGUGUUCACUGAAAGUCCUAGAUGUGGAGGGCAGUCCCUCGCGCUCUCUUUUACGACUUAUGGGUGACAGGGGCUGUUCGGUGGGAGAUCUCAUGGAGUUCCUACAAGUUAUGGGUCACAGUGAAGCCCUACAGUGUCUCAAAACACCAAGUAUUCAAAUCUUAGUUCAUCCACAAUCUGUAUCUGUCAUUUUGGGCCACAAUGUUCGACUCAGCUGCCAUGCUGUGGGUAACUCCACUGUGCAGUACCAGUGGUUCAAGACAAAGGAAGAGGUGCCCAACAGUUCGUCCCCUGAUCUGGUGUUUAGUCCUGUCCAGCUAAAAGAUGCUGGCUACUACAUCUGUAGAGUGAACUGUGGAGACUCCUUUCAGUUUAGCCAUUGGGCUCAAAUUGACGUUUUGGAUGCCACACUGAGAUACAGUUUGAUGUCACUGUUCAGUGAGAGCAGACUGAAAGUGGUAAUCCAGCCUCAGGCUCAGAGACUGCUGGAAGGGGAUUCCCUCUAUCUUGAGUGUGGUGCUGUGGGCAGACCUCUCCCCCGAUACCAGUGGCACAGGAACGGAAUUCCUCUUAAGAACGCCACCAAGAGGAAACUCACGAUACCAUAUUUGAUGUCCGAACACCAGGGAAGGUAUCGCUGCGAGAUCACGUGUAAUGAUGAACGGACAUGGAGCAACGAAGUAAAUGUCAUUGUCGUGAAAGGAUCACGGAUAACAUUCAAGAUUUCUGAGGCAAUGGAAUGCUCUGAAGAUGAUAUUGUUGCCAUUGAACAAAGUAACAGUCAAGAGAAGCCAUACGCAACAGACAAAGUGGCUCUGCUAAUUGGCAAUAUGUCAUAUCAGUACCACCCCCAGCUGAAAGCACCCAUGGUAGAUGUUUAUGACCUUACCAACUUGUUACGACAGCUCAACUUUAAGGUGGUGUCCUUGCUUGAUCUUACCGAGUCUGAAAUGAGAAAUGCUGUGGAAGAAUUUCUGUCCCUUCUUCACAAAGGCGUUUAUGGUUUGUUGUAUUAUGCUGGGCAUGGUUAUGAAAACUAUGGUAACAGUUUCAUGGUGCCAGUCGAUGCCCCAAAUCCAUACCGCUCAGCCAACUGCCUGUGUGUGCAGAGCAUUCUGAAAUUAAUGCAGGAGAAGGAGACAGGUCUAAAUGUAUUCCUGCUGGAUAUGUGUAGGAAAAGAAACAUUCAUGAUGAAGCCACUCCAAAUGUGGUACUGCAAGUUACAGCUAACAUUGUUUUUGGAUAUGCCACUUGCCAAGAUGCUGAAGCCUUUGAACUAAGCUCAAGUGGAUUCACCAACGGUGUAUUCAUCAAAUUCCUCAAAAGACGACUUCUGGAGGAUGAGAAAAUCACUGUUCUUCUCGACAGAGUAGCUGAGGAUAUGGGCCAGUUUGACCCAACCAAAGGGAAGCAGGCUCUGGAGAUUCGGAGCAGUCUGUCAGAGAGACGGUCACUCACUGAUCCCAUUCUGCAUGGAGACUGUACAGACGUGGCCCAAGCGCAGCACCUGCUGUGGGCCAAAGCUCAUGAACUUCCCGAAAGCAUGCUCCUUGAUUUUGACUGUGGGGUGCAGAUUAAGAUGGGUUUUGCUGCAGAGUUCUCUAACGUGUUGGUCAUCUAUACCAGCAUUGUGAAGAAACCGGAGGAGAUGUCUUCCUGCCAAGCUCAUGUCACCAACCUAUCACUGGACCUGGAUGUUGAUCCAAAGCUGAUGAAUAAGGAGACUCCAGAGGAAACAGGCAGCUACCUGCUCUCCAGAAGUCUACCACAGCACUGCCUCUACACACGGAUAAGCUCUUUGCAAAAACUAAGAGAGACGUUGGUUUUCACUGUGUGCCUGCAGGCCAAGUACACAGCUCUCGAUGACCUUGUACACUGGACCACUGAGGUGAAUAUUGGCAAACCACUGAUUGCCAAAUUGGAUCUGCACCGGAACGCAAGACGUAACAGCUGCCAACAAACGUGUCACAUGCCUCACAGCCCUUCUCAUAGUCCCAGCCACAGCCCCGGAGCAGACCGCAUGUAUCAGCAGGAUCCUUGCUUCCCCCAGCAGUAUACUAACACCUACUUGAAUGUCUAUGAACCGUCACAUGGUGCAACUGGUGGUUAUGCCCAUGUCACGCCGCAUGACAACUAUUUGCUCCAGUAUGACCACGUUCCGUAUCUGCCUUACGCUGCCCCUCCCAGCAUGCCUAUUGAAACCACAGAUGACAUUGAUGAUAUGCAAAAUGACUUUAUGAAUAGUUUGCAGCUUUUUAACCAACAUUAGGUCUUGUGAGUGAGAAU
Molecule: messenger RNA, 2453 nt
Organism: Chanos chanos (milkfish)
Lineage: Eukaryota; Metazoa; Chordata; Actinopteri; Gonorynchiformes; Chanidae
Gene: malt1
Product: MALT paracaspase 1
Exons: 17
Coding region: 1-2436 (811 amino acids)
Biological process (GO): proteolysis
Molecular function (GO): cysteine-type endopeptidase activity
Source: RefSeq, a predicted model, not a curated record